UGGUCAGGAUUUUAUCGCAGAUGUUAGUAAUAAUGGCUAACUAUAAGUAAAUUGGCUCCACAUUAUCUUUUGUGAAUUUUCUUUUGGAAAAGACGGGAAAAGUAGCCUAAAAGCUAGCUAUUUCAGCAAUGUGGCUUCUCCCUGUUAUAGUAAUUACGGUAUUGUAGCAUUAUGGGAUUGGUGAGAGCUGCAUGUGUGGUUCGUUUUAGAAAUAUUGCCCUUACAACCAUGGCUCAGCACAAAUUCAUUGAUAUCGGUGUCAACCUGACAGAUCCCAUGUUUAGAGGACUCUACAGGGGGAAGCAGAAACAUGACGAUGACUUCAAUCAGAUCAUCGACAGAGCUCUCAGAAUCGGAGUCGAAAAGUUUAUGAUCACAGGAGGAAGCCUUGAAGACAGCAAGGAGGCCCUUAAACUAGCUGAGACCAGAGAUGAGUUCUACUGCACGGUCGGCUGCCAUCCCACCCGCUGCAGUGAGUUUGAGCAGAGUGGAGAAUCGCAGUACUUCUCAGGGCUGAGGGAGCUGGCAGCAGCACACAGAGGAAAGGUGGUGGCCAUCGGAGAGUGUGGACUCGAUUUUGACAGGUUGGAAUUUUGCCCAAAAGAGACUCAACUAAAAUACUUUGAGAAGCAGUUUGACCUGGCAGAGGAGACCAAGCUGCCCAUGUUCCUCCACUGCAGAAACUCCCAUCACGAGUUCAUCGACAUUAUGAAGAAAAAUAGAGACCGAUAUGUUGGAGGAGUGGUCCACUCAUUUGAUGGGACUGCAGAGGAUGCUGCUGCCCUCAUUGACCUGGACCUCUAUAUUGGAAUAAAUGGAUGUUCCUUGAAAACAGAGGCCAAUAUUAAAGCUAUGAAGUCUAUCCCCACUGAGAGACUCAUGAUAGAAACAGAUGCUCCGUGGUGUGGCGUGAAGAACACUCAUGCAGGCUCCAAAUGCGUUAAAACUACAUUUCCCACGAAGAAGAAAUGGGAGACGGGGCACUGUCUGAAGGACAGGAAUGAGCCCUGUCACAUCAUUAUUUGUCUCUUCCAGACAAGUUCUAGAGGUGAUGGCAGCAGCGAGGGAAGAGGACCCGCUGGAGCUGGCCGACAUAAUCUACAACAACACCAUCAGAGUCUUCUUCAGCUCCAGCUGAUGAUGAUCCAGUUUAAACCUUCAUGAAACUGACUGAUAUGGUCUUAUUUUACUUCAAGACUUGAUGAAGGCUUCUUCAUGAAUGAAUGUGUGUGUAGUGAAACAAAUGUGUGUGUGUCUGAAUGAUGGGUCCAGGGGUAAAACUCUCCCAUUGCCAAUUUUGAAAAGUCAAAUAGCUUGUGAAAUAAAAAAUUGUUUUUAAAUUA
Molecule: messenger RNA, 1343 nt
Organism: Siniperca chuatsi (mandarin fish)
Lineage: Eukaryota; Metazoa; Chordata; Actinopteri; Centrarchiformes; Sinipercidae
Gene: tatdn1
Product: TatD DNase domain containing 1
Exons: 12
Coding region: 172-1164 (330 amino acids)
Cellular component (GO): cytosol
Molecular function (GO): 3'-5'-DNA exonuclease activity
Source: RefSeq, a predicted model, not a curated record